Molecule: messenger RNA, 1149 nt
Organism: Colletotrichum lupini
Lineage: Eukaryota; Fungi; Ascomycota; Sordariomycetes; Glomerellales; Glomerellaceae
Exons: 11
Coding region: 1-1149 (382 amino acids)
Source: RefSeq, a predicted model, not a curated record
AUGCCGAAGCUGAAACAGUCCGAAGUCGUCGAUGUUCUCGGUGAACGGUAUGUUUCCCCGCGGAGCGACAAGGCGAAGAUAGACGAACAGGUUCGAUACAGAUUCGCGACCUCUUCGGGCGUGGUUGUCAUCGGAGUUGAUGCGAAAAAGGAGGCCAGCAUCGAAGGUGUGACCCCCGUUUCGUGGGGUGGCUCAAGCUACGAUGGAUGGGGGGCAGCAACAACCUUCCGCAGUUGGUCUACUGGAAAUCUGAUUACCAACAGCAUCCCACUCUUUGAAUUGGACUUCUCACCGACCGAAUCGAAUGUCGAGUUCGGAAGGCUGACGGACUUCACUCAAGAUGCCACUGACGCAGAAAAUGCAGGCGAGCUGGCGUACCCCCAACGAACAGCAUGGGUACAGGGGGCCGAGAAAAUUUCAAUCUCUUCCCAUGACCACGAUUUCCAGCCUCUUGUGAGCGACAAAAGAGCCCUGAUUUCUGACGAACCCCCGCGCCCCGGCCUGGUCGGUGUAGAGUCCGCAGUGGGUCUCGCACGAGGGGUAACGGUGGCCCACGGUGACCGCCGAGGACGCAGGCCGUUGGCUUCCGGGGCCAGCCAAACAAGACGUUCGUUUCUGGACAUUCUCUCACAGAAGGCAAUCCACUGCGAGGUCGCACUCGCCUGGUGGAUCAAGGGCGGGCAUGGGAGUGUGCCCCGGAAGUCCGUUCCCGAUGGCAGCGCCGACACGGAGGUUUUCCGAGGUCAAGAUAACAGAACCCACAGUAGCACUGAAAGACAGGUUGGCAUAAGCUCAAUGGUGUCCCAAGUACUCGUUACGGGCGGAGGUGAGUUCAAGUUAUACUAUGGCUUUGCGGAACCAUUACACUCUCUUAAAGCAAUGAGACAUACUGUUCUCUUCUAUUGCAAGCAAGACAGCGGAAUGUUUAAUAGUCACGAAAAGGAAUUCUCAUCUCCAAAGUGUGCGGCUUCCGAUGACAAACCGCCACUCUUUCAACGCCCGCUCAGCCCUCCUGUCGACCUGCCCAAAGGAUUUUCAGUGCAUCAGUGGAUGCGUGCCUCCCACGCCGCAAGCCUGUACUCAGGCCAGGGUCGAAAGUCGGAAUGCCCAGGCCAGGAGAGCCUCUCGCAGGGCUUUUCCUUCUCAUAA